UUCUCUUUGGUACUUACAUAAAAGUUUAACUUCCAAACAAUGUUGAUGUUGAUUGUUGAAGAAGCAACAAAAUAUGUUUUUGUGCCAGAUCAGAUAAAUGUCAUAUGUCAGUUGUAAAGUAUUUAUUUUUAAUUGAAACAAGUUUUUUGUUGUGAAGUACUAGUGUUGUUGUUGCUUACAUUUUAGAAAAUUGACUCGUGAAUAUGGUUUAAAUUCUUCAAAAUACAGCUAUAGGAUUAGUGCUAAAUUGUAAUAAUCAAGAUGUCUUGCAGUUCAGUGGAAGAUAUUCCUGAACAAUGUAAAGACCUGUUCACUCAAGAUGGGGUUCUACUCAAGGCGAGCAUUGGUCGUUCAAUCAGCGAUCUUAAUUCAAUUGGCAUGCUCUGUAUUGUUCAAAAUAGUGAUGGCACAAAAUGCAUUGAAUGGCGUCCGAAUGAUCUUAUAACUAUCGACUCUGACACACAAGACCAGGAAUGGGCAGUUGUUAACACUAUUGGUCGGCGUCAAAGAACUCUGAGCGGGAACAUGACAUCAGAUUAUGCAGCUGCCCGAGCAAGAAUCAUCCGAAUACCACUCGACGAGCUAAAAACAUUCAAAUGUUCAAGAAACAACCAGCAGAUGCAAUUUUCAACAAAACAGGGCGUUUGGCAGAACACAUUUUACUUUCAACACGGAAACGCUGAAAUAUUCGUCGCUUAUCUAAAAAAUCAUGUGAAAACGGCUAAAACAAGACACGACAGGAACACGUAUGUCGUUGUCGAGCCAAAUAUCGAGUCUCAGGUAUUGAACCGCUCGUUUGCUGAACUCGAUAUAUUCACGGAGAACACAACAGACGUCGUUUGGAACUUGGUUUCGAAUUUUAAACAGAGGCCGUAUGAAACGACUUUAGAAGCAUUCUCUAAACUUACUGAUAUUGUUUAUUACGGCAACGAAGGUAUGAACGGCAAGAGGGACGUAUCUGAAGAAGUGGCAGAGCUCCUGACGAAGAGCAUGAGCGCGUUGGAGGACACCACCACCGUGACCAGAACUGAUGAAUACGAAGUCAUCAACGUUAAACCAACUUUACCACCGAGGCCUUGUAUACCCAGAGGAACUCCUUUGUCGACAGAAAAAUGGGAGGGCUUGCAGGACCCAGAAGGUCGAGUGACAGAAAUAGAUGGUGUCAGACAACUUAUUUUUAGAGGCGGUGUUGCUCAUUCGAUAAGGAAUUCAGUUUGGAAAUACCUUCUAGACUACCAUCCCUGGAGGAUGACUGACGCGGAAAUCAAAAUUCUCCAGAAGAGAAAAACAGAGGAAUAUUUCUCCAUGAAGCUCCAAUGGAGGUCAAUGACAGAUGGUCAAGAAUCGAGGUUUUCGGAAUACAGGGACAGAAAGAGUUUGGUCGAGAAGGACGUCAAUAGGACGGAUAGGACACACCCGUUCUUCGCCGGAGAUAAUAAUCCGAAUUUGAUGGUUUUGCAAGAUAUAUUAAUGACUUAUGUCAUGUACAACUUCGAUUUGGGCUACGUGCAAGGAAUGAGCGAUAUAUUGGCGCCAUUGUUGUUGUUGUUGGGGAAUGAAGUGGAUACGUUCUGGUGCUUCGUUGGAUUCAUGGAGAAAAUUGCAUCAAACUUCGACAUGGAUCAAGCUGGCAUGAAACAGCAGCUAGUUAACUUACAACAGCUACUGACGUUCGCGAGUCCCGAGCUAGCGAAACAUCUGGCUUCGAAGGACUCUGGGAAUAUGUACUUCUGCUUCAGGUGGCUAUUGGUUUGGUUCAAGCGGGAGUUUUCACAUCGGGAUAUUAUGAGGCUAUGGGAGGUGCUAUGGACGGGUUUGCCAUGUGCGAACUUCCACUUGUUCAUCUGUGUUGCCAUACUCGACUCCGAGAAAGAUGUGUUAAUCAGCAAAGACUAUGGGUUUACUGAAAUAUUGAAGCAUGUCAAUGACCUCUCAAUGUGCUUAGACGUUGACCGGAUACUGAGCACAGCGGAGGGUAUCUACCACCAGAUCAUAUCGGCACCACACCUCUCGGACCAGAUCAGAAUUAUCCUGGGCAUCCCGACAGUUGGUUCUAGACCAGAACCAGAACCUGAGCCAGAACCGCAGACCAGUCAGACCAAUGGUAAUGUAGAGACAGACCCAGGACAAACGGAUAUGGAGGAAGUUAUGUAUCAAAUAGGCUUAGAUAUGAAUUUCUAAGGUUACACUCGAAUAUAAUGGACUACAAAUUUCUAUUGUGACGAAAACUGUUUGGGCGCUUCUAGCGUAGUAUUAUAAAUAAAUAUAUCUAUGUAUAAUAGAGACUGCAUGACGAGUGAUAAUUUUAUAUUUUUAUAUAAAUAACGCACUAAUAAUUCAAUUUAUAAAGAUAAAUCUAUUAAAUAUCAUCUCGGAUGAGGAUGCAUUUGGAAGGCAUUUUAAUUCUAAAUCCUGUAUCCUCCAUUGUUUUUAAAAAGUUGAAAUAUUUUCUGCCCAAUACAAGGUCUGAAUCCGAAUAAAAAGCGUUUAAUAUCGAAUCAGUUUUAUUUCAAUAUUAGUAUUUAUUGAUUUUUUUUUUAUUUAGAUUUUUUUGCAAUACAAGGUUCAAAAUAAAAGAGUAUUUUCUAGCACAGUUAAAUGUGCCUAAUCAAUAAUGAUGUUUUUAUUUGAUACAAUAGCUUCCUUAUGUGUACAAAAAAUGUUAAUCUUUUGUUUCAUUUAACUUUGAUAAAUUACAUUUAAUGUUGUUAUAUUUUCUUUGUUUCAUUGUAUAAAACAAUAAGUUUGUUCUUCUUGUAUUUUACUCAAUUCGUUAUGUAAAUUGUUGAAAGGGAACGUCAAUUGUUCAUAAAUCUUCUUUUCUAUUUAUAUUUUCACUGUUAAUAAAUAUUAAAAAAUAA
Molecule: messenger RNA, 2861 nt
Organism: Vanessa tameamea
Lineage: Eukaryota; Metazoa; Arthropoda; Insecta; Lepidoptera; Nymphalidae
Gene: Tbc1d15-17
Product: TBC1 domain family member 15
Exons: 10
Coding region: 262-2181 (639 amino acids)
Biological process (GO): activation of GTPase activity
Molecular function (GO): GTPase activator activity
Source: RefSeq, a predicted model, not a curated record